CUCAGCCACGCUCCCGGUCACUUUCCGGUGCCUGGAAGAAAACAAUGACGUGGACAAGAGGGUCACUCGUUUUGUCUUGCCCUACGAGGCCCUGGCUGCCAUCUUCAUUGCGCAAGUCAACAACUAUGAACUCAAUUUUGGACAAAUCAUUACCAUAAGCAUUACUGCCACCGCGGCCAGCAUCGGGGCUGCUGGCAUCCCGCAAGCAGGCCUGGUGACCAUGGUGAUUGUGUUGACAUCAGUGGGGCUGCCAACGGAGGACAUCACACUGAUCAUAGCCGUCGACUGGUUUCUGUAAGUCGCUCAGGCACAGAAACAGCCCUUCUGGGGCCAGGGAGAGUCUUUUGCCUUGAAGCAGGGUUUUCCUUGGCUUCUCUUGCAUCAAAGGACCGACUCGCCCUUUCCCACUUGGGGCCGAAUUCAAAUUCAGGGAGAUUCUGGAGAUGGAAUGGAACCAGUGUAUGCCUUCAGCUUUAAGCUCUUACCGCCAGUGAUGCAUUUCAACUUUUUACUGGGGGGAAACUCCACGCAAAAGCCAGGAAAUCACCAGGCAAAGGUGCCACAGAAAGUGGACUUGGCUGUUUCAGCAACUUCAGGGAUCUAGAGGUGGACCCCAAGACACCCUUUUUGAGACUCAGGGCCUACAGUUUCUCGCCCCAACCAGGUUACACUCUCAUCCUCAGGAGAGGGCAAUGACAAACCUCCUCUGAACAAAUGUGGCCUAGAACAUCCCAUGAUAGGUUCACCUUAGAGUCAUCCUAAGUCGGAAACAACUUGAAGGCACACAGCAACAGCUAGUUUAGCAGAUGAUCGGGAUGCUGUGGAUGUCAUUUAUGUGAAUUUCAGCAAAACAUUGGAUAAGGUUCCCCAUAAUAUUUUGACAAGCACUGAUUAAACGUGAAAUAGAUGGGAACACUGUGGGGAAAUGUGCUCAAAAAGUCACCAUCAGUGUUGUUCUUAUGUG
Messenger RNA from Sceloporus undulatus (fence lizard), 964 nucleotides. Its product is annotated as excitatory amino acid transporter 1-like. Gene Ontology annotation, molecular function: glutamate:sodium symporter activity; L-glutamate transmembrane transporter activity; neutral L-amino acid transmembrane transporter activity. The annotation marks the transcript as partial. NCBI's taxonomy places the organism in Eukaryota, Metazoa, Chordata, Lepidosauria, Squamata, Phrynosomatidae. The record is from RefSeq and is a predicted model, not a curated record. Gene Ontology annotation, cellular component: plasma membrane. Gene Ontology annotation, biological process: L-glutamate transmembrane transport. The transcript has 2 exons.